AUGAUAUAUGAAGAGGACCCAAAAAACAGCAAUGUUGAACUGGACUGGUUCUAGUUUGAGACAGAGAUGCGUAAGGUAGUGAGAGACUUGAUGGAGCCAACGAUUCAGAGGUCACAUGAAGAUAGAGAAAAAACCAAUCAAAUGAGGAUUAUGUACGAUAGUCUAGAAGAUCGUAUUGACUAUCUUGAAAACGUCAUCCUAAAGAGAGGUGAAAAACUAGAUAUUUUUGAAGAGAUAAAGGAGAGUAUAAAUUAAAAUGAACUGAAAAGACUGUAAGAGACUUAGAGAUAGUAAGACUAAAUGGAAAUGAUUGAACGAGAUAACAGACUUAUUCAUGAAACUUUAGUAGUAAUCUAGCAAUAAAUCGACAAAUAAGCUGAAGACUACAAUAACAUAUUCUAGAAGUACAUGGAAUUGAAUGAAAACUUAGCAAAUUAAAAAGAGGAGUUGCUACUUGUGUUAAAGAAUAGUGAAAGCACUCUCUUGCAGAAAGUCUUUUCGCUUUAAUAAAAAAUAGAAUCAAUGGAUCACUAUCAAAGCAAUUAUCAUCCGUUAAUAGAUAUGCAUCAAACUUAAAUCGAAAAGCUAGAGGGCUUGGAACUUGCAUGUGAAGAUUAAAUCAAUCAGCUAAUUGAGAAGACAAUACUCCUUGAGAAGAAUAAAUUAGAAAGGAUUCAGCACGAGGAUGAUUACUUAAAUACUAAUAACUUGAUUAGCGCACUCUCUCAUACAACUGAAAUGUACAAGAUUCAUUUUACCAGAGUGGAGAACUUUGUUGAUAAAUAUCUUCCUGUCAAAGUUUAGAACCAGAUAAGUCAUAGUAUACUCUCUAUGUUCAACAAAAGAGAUGCGAAAUUGUCAAGGUAUCGUGAAUAUGAAGUAUACUUCUUCAAGCAAUAGAAUGAAGUCCUUUUCAACGAUGAUGGCUAGCCAGAUUUAAUUAACUAGAUGCGAGAUUUAUAUGGCAAAAUGUAGCAGGAUUAAAUGUAUUAAGAUAUGCAGCGUGAAGCUGAUAGGAAACGCUAGCAGCAUAUUAACCACUAGUCUUAAAGAAAGCUAAACUACGGGCUUAUAUCAUAACAGAUGACUUUGAAAACCUCACCUUAAAUAAAUUUUGGAAAUUAGCAAACAUUUGCUGAUUCAGGAGACAAAAAUAUUAAAGAUGAUGAAAUGUAGUUUAUAGAGGAAAAUUUGUCGGGGGAUGAUAGUCCUUCUGUCUCAAGGAGUCCUCUUAAAAAUCGAUUUGUUUCACCAAUACCUGAAGAGCAAGAUCCUUCAUGUGAGGAAGAGAAGUCAAUAAUAGGCUAAGUAGUUCGUAAAUAAUCCAUCAUAAUGCCAGAACCUGUUAAAGCGAACUAAUUCAUGAAAUAGCUAACAAAAAAAGCAAUCCAAAAUGGUAUAGCUAAAAAGGCAACAGCGUCUAAUAUUUUGGAUGAUUUGGGAAUUGAAAUGACAGAAUUAGAAGAUUUAAUUGAUGACAAAUUAGAUGGCCUCUUUGAUAUUCUCGAAACAAGAAUCAAAGGCAGCAACGAAGUAAACUAUAAAGAAAUGUUUGAGCAAAUGAAACUAUUCUAGGAAGGAGUUAAAGAUGAAUGUAGAAAGUUAGAGAGUUAAGUGACUCUUAUUUAGCAAGAGGUUUAAGAGCACAUUUCAGCUAAGGAGGAAGCUUUGCUAAAACCAUAAAUACUUCUUUAAAAGGCUCUUGAUGAUAUUGAUAUUAAGUUCAGUACACUUUUCUAAAUUAUAGCUAAUUAGUAUGGCUCUACUGAUGCUAAUUGCGCACUUACAGCAGCAAUCACUAAUGAAAUUGAAUAUUUAAAAGCUAAGGUAAUAGAAUUUAAAAAUGCAAAUGAUAUUUCAUUGCCCAUUCUAAAUCACAUCCCUUCAAGCUUUAAUUCUACAAUGCUGAUUAAUUCAUCCUAUUCUCCACAGGUUGCUAGAAUUAACAGCCAGAAUAGAAUGGCCAGAGAAACUAAUACUCAUAAUUAAAUUGAAUUUCAUAGAAUAGAUGAAAGAGUACUAAUUUAUAACGGCCUUAACAUUAGAUUAGGAGAACUCAAAUUACUUAUGAAAUCUCAUCAAUAAAAUGCCUUCAAGUUAUUUACACUUUCAACUAUAAAGAAACUUAAGGAAACAUUUGAAAGUAUUAUAUCUAAAGAUGUAAGCACUUUUUAGAAAAAUACAGUCACCAAGAAAUUUAGAAAAUCUACUUUGAAUUCUACUAAUAUAUUACCAGAUGUGAUGAUUAGUCCUAGUCAUUAGCAUUAUCAUCUUAAUACAAGUAACACGAUGGUAGGCAACUAGAUUCAAAUAUUGGGAUCUAUCAGUCAUCAAAUAUCUCCAAGAAGUCAGCUAGACAUGUAAUUAUCAAAUAAUCUAACUGACAUGAAGCAGACUGAUGAAAGCUCUGCUUAAUUACUUUCUAAUUCCACUAUAUUAAGUCUUAAAAAGGAGAGAUAAAAUUCAAUGUAAAACAAUAAAAAAUACAAGCACAAUAAUAAUAUGUCUCAGGCUUUAUAGCAUAAAUUAGAUAAACUAGCUAAGAUCACUGAGAAUUUACAUGAAAAUUCUAUAAUGGAAAACAAUGCUAAGGGCGACCACUUUUACAAUCCAAUGAAUAUAACCUUCAGUAACAAUAGAUCGAACAAGUCUUAGUUGGGGUUUAGUUUGACGGGUUUUGCAGUUGGCACAACUGAUUAAAAUCGCAGCAAGCCCUAUAGUAAAUUUAGUGAUAAACAUAAAAUGUCAAACUAAUCCAUUUUAUCUAAAGAUUGA
This is a messenger RNA of Stylonychia lemnae, 2775 nucleotides long. The record is from the annotation of a GenBank genome assembly. Lineage: Eukaryota; Ciliophora; Spirotrichea; Sporadotrichida; Oxytrichidae.